UCCACCCUCACACCCAACCACUCAUUCACCCAUCCAUCCAUCCACCCACCCAUGUAUUCAUUCAUCCAUCUACCCACUCAUCCAUUUAUCCAUCCACCUACCCAUUCAUCCCUGCAUUCAUUUAUCCACCCACCCAUCCAUCAUCCAUCCAUCCAUCCAUCCAUCCAUCCAUCCAUCCAUCCAUCCACCCAUUCAUUCAUCCACCCACCCAGCUAUUCACAACUGGCUCCAAGGUUGGCGUUGGGAAGGUUCUGCAGGUGGUGGCUGGGAGUACAGGCUGAGGGCCUGAAUUCCUUCGUGACAGUGGGAGAAUUACCACAUUAACUACUUCUCUGGAAUAGUAACAAUAAUAGUUCCAACCUUGUGGAAUUGUGAGGAUUAUGUGAGAUGAUGUAUGUAAAAUGCCUACUAUAGUGUCUGGCAUGCAAUGGGCACUCAAUAAUUGUCAGCUGUCAUUUUUCUCUGACACCCCAUCUUGUUCUGCUCUUCUCUGGUUCUGGAUGGUUGCUAUGCUGUGAAGGUGUGGGGCAUCAAAGGUGCAGGCCAGAGGCCCUUCCACCUCCUGUGGGGCCCUGGGGAAGUGAGCAGAAAUGUGGGUUCAUGUGGUUAUGUCUUACUUGUGAGCCCCUCUGAGAAGAGCAGCACCGCCUGCAGUAACUUGGCUUUACUCUUUUAACUUUAGGAUGUUCUAGUGACUGGAUCCUUUCCAGCUGGUGCCUGGGAAAUGGCAGCCACUACUAAUUCAGCCUUGAAGACAGUACCGUGCCCACUCAGCACCAUUACGUAGAAGACAGAACUCAAGAGGCUUUGAGCUGCUCGGAGCAGGGGCUGGAGCAGCCAUGACCCGCUGGAAGUCCCUCAAGGCCCCUGGGCCACACAAAUCCAGCCCCUGUCAGCUGGUGGCCUCACGCCGGCGUCUGAGUGCCCCGGCCCUGGCUGCCUCCUUCUGGAGGGUCCAGGAAUCUGGGGCUGAGCCCCCUUCCCAGCACAGCCUCAGGGGUCCCCCCUGCCGCCGGCUCCCUACCUCCAGGCCCAGGCAGAAGCAGUGUCCACCAUUCCGGCCCUGCGUCCCAGCUCCUCAGCGUCAUGGAGCUGCCCUGCCUGGAGCUAGCCUGGGGGCGAGCCAGGGUCCCCCAACCCCUGGGAUGACCGCGGCCAGCCGGGCCAACCCCUACAGCAUCGUGUCAUCGGAGGAGGACGGGCUGCACCUGGUCACCAUGUCGGGCGCCAACGGCUUCGGCAACGGCAAGGUGCACACGCGGCGCAGGUGCCGCAACCGCUUCGUCAAGAAGAAUGGCCAGUGCAACAUUGAGUUCGCCAACAUGGACGAGAAGUCACAGCGCUACCUGGCUGACAUGUUCACCACCUGUGUGGACAUCCGCUGGCGCUACAUGCUGCUCAUCUUCUCGCUGGCCUUCCUUGCCUCCUGGCUGCUGUUCGGCAUCAUCUUCUGGGUCAUCGCGGUGGCACACGGUGACCUGGAGCCGGCUGAGGGCCGCGGCCGCACACCCUGUGUGAUGCAGGUGCACGGCUUCAUGGCGGCCUUCCUCUUCUCCAUCGAGACGCAGACCACCAUCGGCUACGGGCUGCGCUGUGUGACGGAGGAGUGCCCGGUGGCCGUCUUCAUGGUGGUGGCCCAGUCCAUCGUGGGCUGCAUCAUCGACUCCUUCAUGAUUGGUGCCAUCAUGGCCAAGAUGGCAAGGCCCAAGAAGCGGGCACAGACGCUGCUGUUCAGCCACAACGCCGUGGUGGCCCUGCGUGACGGCAAGCUCUGCCUCAUGUGGCGUGUGGGCAACCUGCGCAAGAGCCACAUUGUGGAGGCCCAUGUGCGCGCGCAGCUCAUCAAGCUGCGGGUCACCGAGGAGGGCGAGUACAUCCCGCUGGACCAGAUCGACAUCAAUGUGGGCUUCGACAAGGGCCUGGACCGCAUCUUUCUGGUGUCGCCCAUCACCAUCCUGCAUGAGAUUGACGAGGCCAGCCCACUCUUCGGCAUCAGCCGGCAGGACCUGGAGACGGACGACUUUGAGAUCGUGGUCAUCCUGGAAGGCAUGGUGGAGGCCACAGCCAUGACCACCCAGGCCCGCAGCUCCUACCUGGCCAAUGAGAUCCUGUGGGGUCACCGCUUUGAGCCCGUGCUCUUCGAGGAGAAGAACCAGUACAAGAUUGACUACUCGCACUUCCACAAAACCUAUGAGGUGCCCUCUACGCCCCGCUGCAGCGCGAAGGAUCUGGUAGAGAACAAGUUCCUGCUGCCCAGCGCCAACUCCUUCUGCUACGAGAACGAGCUGGCCUUCCUGAGCCGUGACGAGGAGGAUGAGGCGGACGGAGACCAGGACGGCCGAAGCCGGGACAGCCUCAGCCCCCAGGCCAGGCAUGACUUUGACAGACUCCAAGCUGGCGGCGGGGUCCUGGAGCAGCGGCCCUACAGACGGGGGUCAGAGAUCUGAGCCAACCUUGGCCGACAUGCAGCAUCCCCCCUGGCCGGGGAGAGGCCCCGCGGUCGCUCAGGGGCCCCGGGUUUGAGCAGAACGGGCCCAGUGCCCUGGGUUGCAGACUCAGUAGCGUUUUAGUCGUUUUAUGUUUCUUUGCAACGGCCUCAGAAGGUUGGCCGGAGAGGGGGCAGCCAGAGCGGCAGCCCCCGGCCUCAGAGGCUAUCACAGGCUCAGGGCAAAGAAGUAGCCUCCUGGGGGGCCAGGCCACGGGGGCCAGGGCUUCUGCCUGAAGAUGGAGCUGCAGCCUGCGGGGAAGCAGCUCAGCUCGAUGGUGGGCCCAGCCUCUGCUGUCCAAGGCUGGCUAGCUGCGGUGCUCCUUGCUGGUUUUUAACUUGGGGAGAAACACCGGGUUUCAGCUUUCUCGACCUUAGCUUGGGUGAGACUGUUUACAAAAAAAAAAAAAAAAAAAAAAAAAUUACCAUGCAAUUGAAAAAAAUUAUUUUAAUUCAUAGGGGGCAAAAAGAACAAUUAGAAUUCCAUGGGUCUGCCAGGAUGCAGCAGCUGGCUGGAGGCUCCAGAGGGUUCCCCGAGGUGGGACCGGCUUCUCCCCGUGUGUGUGGGCACUGCAGUCCCUGGGCAAGCAGGGUGCUCUGGGGCCGCACUUUGUCGAGCUCACGAGCCAGCUAGGCUCUGUUUGUGAUAGAAAAAUCAAGACCAUGUUAAUGAUCGUAAUAAAAGCUUUCUGCUGUCUUUGGGGUGCUGGGUGGGUCUGGGAAGAAACUGGUUUGAGCUUUUAGAGUUUGCCUUUGUACCUUAGAGAUGUGUCUCAGGGCCAGGCAUGGGACUUGCCAUCGAGGGUUCCUCCUCCCACCCUUGAUUUUCCUGUUUUGCUUCUUUCUCCAUUUCUGUCCAGGCCUCUGCCCAAUUCCACAGUGAGGGGUGGUUAGGAGCCAUAGGCCGGGAUGGCUCCUUGGGAAGGGAAGUCGGGAUCCCAGGCUAGGAGGAAGCUGGCAGCCGCGUCCCCACUGGGCCCACAGUGUGAGUCGUGCCUUAGAGACUCCGGGUUGUCCUGUUCUUUCUGGGCUUGCUCAUCUCCCCCCAACCCUGUCCCACCCCACCCCUCCCAUACCUCCACUGCUGAAGUUCCUCCAGCCCCUCUGUCUGCCUUGUGAAGGUGGCAGGGGCCAGGUUUGCCUGACAUAGGACCACAUCCUGUCCCUCCCUCACCUGGAGCAGCACAGCGGAGUUCAGGCAGGGCACAGCCAGGCCCUGGUCAGCGCUGAAUGGCAGAGGAAAGAUCUUAGGAAAGGAGAGGAAUCACCACCCCCUCCUGCCAACUGGGAUGACCGGAGGUGAGCGUGUGCGUCCGGCUCAUGUGUAGGAGGCUGUGUGUGUGCCCAUGUGAACCCACGUACUUGAGUGUGUGUCUGUGUGCAGCCUAUGCCUGCUGCUCAGAGCAUGGUGGCCACCCCCUGAGCCUCUGCUGGUGCUGUGCUGCCCGGUCCCCACCCAGAGGGUCCUGGGGGGUGGGGAGGAGCCACCGUUGGGAGGCCCCUGUACGGGGUGUCUGCCCUGCGUGAGGUCAUAGAAUGUCAAAUUAUUUUAAAUGGUGAAACUGGAGAAUUUUCAUGUUAUUUUCAAUACAUAGCAGUAUCUAAAGACGUAGGCGAUGAGACUAGACCACAUUAAAUGCAUUUUGAUCUCUUUGA
Molecule: messenger RNA, 4141 nt
Organism: Gorilla gorilla gorilla (western lowland gorilla)
Lineage: Eukaryota; Metazoa; Chordata; Mammalia; Primates; Hominidae
Product: ATP-sensitive inward rectifier potassium channel 12-like
Exons: 3
Coding region: 840-2447 (535 amino acids)
Biological process (GO): potassium ion import across plasma membrane; regulation of monoatomic ion transmembrane transport
Cellular component (GO): plasma membrane
Molecular function (GO): inward rectifier potassium channel activity
Source: RefSeq, a predicted model, not a curated record